This is a messenger RNA of Lasiodiplodia theobromae, 501 nucleotides long. RefSeq lists its product as uncharacterized. Lineage: Eukaryota; Fungi; Ascomycota; Dothideomycetes; Botryosphaeriales; Botryosphaeriaceae. The record is from RefSeq and is a predicted model, not a curated record. The transcript has 4 exons. Gene Ontology annotation, cellular component: cytoplasm. The coding region runs from base 1 to 501 and encodes 166 amino acids.
AUGUCUACCAUCGGACCGCCUGGCGCGCAGCUCAAUGCUGAGCAGGCCGACAACUUUGAGGAUAUUGAGAAGCAGUUCGCCGUCAAGGUGGUCCAGCACAUGACGACGUACUGGUCGAUCCUCGAGCGGAUGCGCGGCAGCAAGCUGCGGCUGACCAAGAUCGACGACGAGAUUUACGAGCACUUCAAGAAGGAGUUCCCGGACUUCGACCCGGCGGCGACGAUCAAUGAGGACGAGAUGAAGAGCAAGGCGGGCAAGGAGAAGUGGCGCAACUUCAUCAUGGCCUACGAGAAGCGCAUCGACGACUACAACUUCGGCACCAUGCUGCGCGCCAGCCCGGCCACCGAGUAUUCCGAGAAGGAGACCAUCUUCGCGGUGAGGAUGCAGUUCUAUGCCGUCGAGAUUACGAGGAACCGCGCCGGCCUGAACGACUGGAUCUACGAGAAGGCGAACCCCGAGAAGGUGAAGGAGGAGGCUGAGGCGGCGGCGAAGAAGGAGUAA